This is a messenger RNA of Monoraphidium neglectum, 3168 nucleotides long. RefSeq lists its product as hypothetical. The record is from RefSeq and is a predicted model, not a curated record. Gene Ontology annotation, cellular component: spliceosomal complex. Gene Ontology annotation, molecular function: RNA binding. Lineage: Eukaryota; Viridiplantae; Chlorophyta; Chlorophyceae; Sphaeropleales; Selenastraceae. Bases 1 to 3168 code for a protein of 1055 amino acids. The transcript has 8 exons. Gene Ontology annotation, biological process: regulation of mRNA splicing, via spliceosome.
AUGCAGACGGACGGUGCUGACGGCGCAACAUCCCCUGCCGCCGAGCAGCAGCAGCAGCAGCAGCAGCAGCAGCAGCAGCAGCAGCAAGAGCAGCAGCAGGAGGAGUCAGAUCGGCGACAGCAGCAGCCAGCUGGCGAUGACGGACAGCCGGGUACGGGCGCGUCGAAGCACCAGCAGAAAGAGCAGCCGGUGGCAGCGCAGCCAGCCCCCCGCCGCAGCGGGCGCGCCCGCCAGCGGGUGCAGCCGCCGCCUGCACGCACCAGCGGCAGGGCAACGCGGUCCCGCGCCAAGAUGCAGCCGCAGCUAGCGGCACUGGACAUCAUCGCUGAGGAGGACCCCUCCGCCGCUGGCGAGCAACAGCAGCUGACGCACCACAGGCGCACGUCAUUGUCCGAGGCGGAUGACGAACGCGUCGUGGCCCCUGCAGCUGAGGCGGAGGCCGCACCGGCCCCCUGGCGCACAUCGUCACGGCGCCACGGCAGCAGCACGAGCGCUCCCAGCGGCUCGCCCGGGCCGCCGAAGGCUAACAAGCCCGGCAGGGUGCUGCGCAUCCCGCGUGCUUCCGCCGUUCAGCAGCACGAACAGCAGCACGAACAGCAGCACGAACAGCAGCACGAACAGCAGCACGAGCAGCAGCAGCAGCAGGAGGAGGAGAACGAGCACCGCCCUGAGGAAGACCAGCAGCAGCCGCAGCUUGACGCCCAGCAGCACACGUUAGGGAUGGAAGAGGCGCGUGAGGGCGGUAUCCAGCCCUCCUCACCCGAACACGUACUUCUGGCAUCGCCCCCUGGAGUCCAGCUUUUGGCUUCACAGCAGACCCAUGGUGCUGAGGGCUCUGCGACGCCACGGCUGAUGGGUGCCGGCGCGCAGCGCCGCAGCAGGGCAGCAAGCCAGCUGCUGGCGGCGCCAGGCAUCGCCGAAGCUGUGCCGGCCCAGAAGGCAAGUCCCGCCGCAGCAGCGACCGCCGCUUCGCCGGCGGCGGCAGCUCCAGGAGCAGCGGCACCCGCGGAAGCGGGAUCGGCAGAGGCAGCGGCGGCGGGCGCCGGCAGCGGAGCGCGCGGCGGUGUGGGGCGGGACGCCAAGUCCUUGUCGUUUGGCGCGGGCCUCCAGCCAGCGCCACUGGGGAGCCCAGAUGCCGGGCCGACGCAGGCAGACGAGCAGCAGCAGGGCGGAUCAGCACAGGCCCCAGAUCUGGAGCGCGACGAGGACGCGCAGCAGCCGAGGGGGCGCGGUGCUGGCCGGGAGAUCUCCUUUGGUCUUGUGCAGGGGCCGCUUGCACCCCAGCCUGACGUGCUCGUGCCGGCGCCCCUCCCUGCCCGGACACCGCGGGCCCGGCAGAGCGCACGGGCGCCGUCAGCUGCUGCGCAGCAGACACCCGCCUCCAGCACGCAAGCUGCGGGUGAGGGCUCCGGCACUCCAGAGUGCACGCCCCUCCCGGCGGCGGCCGCAGCCGCGCCGCCUGCGGCAGGCGGCAGGGUCCUGCGCAGCGCCGCCAAGGGCCCCCUCCAAAGCGAAGCCCCCGUCGCGCCCACGACGGCGGCGGACGCCCGCGACACGCCGGGCGGUGCGGCGGCCGGCGAGCGGGCGGCGGCGGCAGAGGCAGCAGCAGCGGCAGCAGCGGUCCCGGCCGCGCCGAGGGCGGGUGGGGCGGCGUCCAACCUGGUGUCUGGCUUCCGGUCCUUCCUGCCCAGCUUCAUGCAGUCAAAACAGGCGUCCCCCUCCAUCGCCGCCGGCAAGGCCAAAGUCAAGGUGAAAGCCCUGGAAGCCGCCCAAGCCGCGAAGAAGGCGGAGGAGGCGCGCCUCGCCGACAAGGCGCGCCAGCGCGAGGGCGCCGCCGCCGCAGCCGCCGCCGCCGCCGCCACAGGAGAGCCCGUCCCCGAGGCGCCGUGUGCGCCGGCCGCGGCUGCAAAGCCCAAGGCUGGCCGCGUGCCCGUCGCCGCCGAGGCGCCAGCGGGUGAGGGCGAUGUCAGCGGCGCCGCCGUGGCCAGCACGCAGAGGACGCCAGCAGGCGCGGUGGCCGCGUCCAGGGUGGCUGCGGUGGAGAAGGUUGCGGCGGGCCAGGCGGGGUCCGGCUCGGGCGGCGCGGUCCGCGUGCCGGUGGCGGCGCCCAAGGUGGCCGAGGACGAGGGCGCGAGGCGGCCGGUGCCAGACAAGGAGGCGGCUAAACGCAGGGCGGAGCGGGACGCGGAGGCGGCGAAAAAGGCGCUGGACAAGCAGGAGCGCGAGGAGCGCCAGCGGCGCGUGGAGGCGAAGCGGCGCGACGACGAGGCGCGGCGCCGCGCCGAGCUGGAGGAGAAGCAGCGCGCCAAGGAAGAGCGCAUGGCACAGAGGCGGCAGCAGAUGGCGGGGGCCGCGGGCGGAGGCGGCGGCAUCGGCGGGGGGGCGAACGGCCCACGCCUAGGGGCGCCGGGCGGCGGGGCAGCCGGCGGCAAGCCAACCACGCAGCACGCCAUGGCCAAGGACCACUCCGACGCAUUCGGCGCCAAGGCGCCCAAUGCAAAGGCGGCAGCUACGGCAGCGACAGGGGGCAGCGCAGCAGUGACGCCGGCGGCGGCGGCGCUGCCAAGCUCGCGCCCGCACACGCCGGGCGGGCCGGGGGAGCAGGGCUCGCCGAUGCGGGUUCAAGUGCUGGCUCCCGUGCAUGCGGGCGCGGGCGGCAGCGGCAGCGGGCAGCAGCUGGCGGCGGACAAGGGGCUCAUGCCGCCGCCCACCAUCCACAAGACGCCCGCCGCGCAGCCGGUGUCGGAGCAGGAGCGCCACAACAUCGAGAUGCUCAAGAGCUCACCCUACGUCAACAUGGGCUCCAAGCGGACGCCAAAGAUGGCCCUGCCAAACCCGCACAACUAUGAGAUCUCGCCAUACAGGGACGACGAGGAGGCGACCCCCGACCGCUCCGGCAAGCCCAUCCCUGACUGGGCGCGCAGCCACAACCUGGGCGACUGCCUGCGGCGCCAGCAGCACGUGGACCCGGACAAGCUGUUUGGCGCUAAGCAGACCAGCUGCCCCCUGGACGACAUAUUCAAGGGCGUCGAGCUGCUGCCCAACUCGCAACCGUCGCGGCCGCGCAAGCGCCAGCUGCACCAGCGCACCAGCAGCGGGGACUGGAGCCGCGACAAGGUCACGUGGAGCGAAGAGAUCGCUUACAAGAAGGCGAUGGGCUACGUAUAG